This is a messenger RNA of Polyodon spathula (Mississippi paddlefish), 3194 nucleotides long. Its product is annotated as V-type proton ATPase subunit d 1. Lineage: Eukaryota; Metazoa; Chordata; Actinopteri; Acipenseriformes; Polyodontidae. The transcript is spliced from 8 exons. Gene Ontology annotation, molecular function: proton-transporting ATPase activity, rotational mechanism. The record is from RefSeq and is a predicted model, not a curated record. The coding region runs from base 136 to 1191 and encodes 351 amino acids. Gene Ontology annotation, biological process: vacuolar acidification; proton transmembrane transport; vacuolar transport. Gene Ontology annotation, cellular component: vacuolar proton-transporting V-type ATPase complex; proton-transporting V-type ATPase, V0 domain; lysosomal membrane.
GAGGUCACGUGCCCUCGCUUCCUGCACCGUACGGCCGGUUUUCGUUGGGUGCCUCUGUCGCUGUAAAAUACAGAUCAUAUUAUUCACAAUUAAAUACGCAUUUAAAUCAAAAUAAAAUAAGCUAAAGUGAGCACCAUGUCAAUCUUCCCAGAGCUUUACUUCAACGUGGAUAACGGCUACUUGGAAGGGCUGGUCCGGGGUUUCAAAGCAGGAAUUCUGUCUCAGGGAGAUUAUCUGAAUCUCGUUCAGUGUGAGUCACUGGAAGAUCUGAAGUUGCAUCUACAAAGCACAGAUUAUGGGAAUUUUUUGGCAAACGAGGCCUCUCCUCUCACUGUGUCUGUCAUUGAUGACAAGCUGAAGGAGAAGAUGGUGGUGGAGUUUCGCCACAUGAGGAACCAGUCCUACGAGCCACUGGCCAGCUUCCUUGAUUUUAUCACGUACAGUUACAUGAUCGACAAUGUUAUCCUUUUAAUUACCGGCACAUUGCAUCAACGAUCCAUCUCGGAGCUGGUUCCAAAGUGCCACCCCUUGGGAAGCUUUGAGCAGAUGGAGGCUGUGAAUAUUGCCCAGACACCAGAAGAGCUUUAUAAUGCUAUCUUGGUAGAUACUCCCCUAGCUGCGUUUUUCCAGGACUGUAUAUCUGAGCAGGAUCUUGAUGAAAUGAACAUUGAAAUUAUUAGAAAUACACUGUACAAAGCAUACUUGGAGUCUUUCUACAAGUUCUGUUAUACAUUGGGAGGUACAACUGCAGACACCAUGUGUCCUAUUCUUGAAUUUGAAGCGGACAGAAGAGCUUUCAUCAUCACCAUAAACUCCUUUGGAACUGAGCUGUCAAAAGAAGACCGUGCUAAGCUCUUUCCUCAUUGUGGCAAGCUGUACCCAGAAGGGUUAGCACAGUUGGCUAGGGCAGACGACUACGAGCAAGUCAAAGCGGUGGCAGACUACUAUCCAGAAUAUAAACUCCUUUUUGAAGGAGCUGGAAGUAAUCCUGGAGACAAAACCCUUGAGGACAGGUUCUUUGAACACGAGGUGAAGCUGAACAAGCUGGCAUUUCUGAACCAGUUUCACUUCAGUGUGUUUUAUGCUUAUGUGAAACUGAAGGAGCAGGAGUGCAGGAACAUCGUGUGGAUAGCAGAAUGCAUCGCUCAAAGACACCGAGCCAAGAUCGACAACUACAUUCCUAUCUUCUAAAUCUCCAGUCCUGUAGCCCGGGUUUAAACAAGCAAAAAAAAAAAAAAAAAAAAGUCAUAGUGAUGUCUCGCCAUUUAAAAAAAAAAAAAAAACAUUUUGAGAUGUAGUUACUUAAUACUUGCUGUUUGUGUUUUGAUUCGAUUGAACACUAAGUGUACAGUACAGUGAUUGUGUUUCUAUCUAGCCAGCAGUAACACAGCUCCCGUGUUCGUUCUGUAUCUGCAGACUUUUCAACAAGUAACUUAUCAGAGAAGGUAUUAGUUGAUACAGUUUCUGCUUCUAUUAACAUUUGCUGCAUUUUAUUUCAGCAUUACGAAGUAAUCCACAAAAGUAAUCCUAUUAAAUGUUUUUCUGAUUACUUUUUGCCCGUAAAGGAACAGGAUAGUGGAAAAUUAAUUUGAGUCUGUUUACGACUACAACACCAGUGUUUUGGUGCUGUGCUAGUUGUACUUUAACUUAACAAAACCUGCCUCCGUUUGAGUUAACCAUUGAUGUGAUAGGAGUUUGUUCACUGUGGCUCAAGACUGUUGUAGUACAGGUGUGUUGUUAUGUGAGAAUACUGAACUUGAAUUAUUCAUAGUCAUACCCUGCAUGUUACAAAUGGAACAUUAACCCAAAGAGAACAAGGACUUUUUAUUUUUCAUGUUGGCUGGAUAACUUGUGCAAAUGUUGCAUCAAGGGCCAUGUUCGUAAAUCAUUAAUAUGACUUUUACAUUUACAACCAUAACUAAUGCUUUAUGAAUAUAGACCUUGGUACAUGUUUUUGAUUCAUGAAUCAAAACCGUAAAAGAGGUUUAAUCCCUGCAGCCUUUUUGUUUUAAAUUAAAAACCUGGUGAUACAUUUUGUAAUUUUGUGGUAUUUUAGAUGUCAGUUUGCUUUGAUUACAUAUGAAUUUUCAGUGCAGCAAACUUCCAGUAGCAGCUGAGUAACUUGUCUUUGAUAAAGAAAGGUAUUUAUCUGCUGCUGUGGUUGGAGCUUGCUGUUUCUGCUUGUGGUAUUUAGAUGUUAUGUCAGCAUCUGCUGCAAACUGUUUACAGACACAGUUAUUACUGUUUUAUCCAUGUCAUGUCUAAGUGGCACUUUUUCCAUUCCUAAAUGUGUUCUCAUUAGAGCAUCUUUCUGAACAGUAGUAGAUUUUUAAUUUUUUUUUUCGUUUGUUUAUUUUAAAAUGUGAUUUGGUCUUAAGGACAUCCCUCUUUACCUGCAAGAGCAUCGAAGGUCAAUCUGCCAUCAGUUUCAAUCUCAAGAUUUUAUUUUGAUUUCAUAAUCUAAAAAUCUUGCCUAGUGACUUGAUAUAAGUGCAGGAACCAAAAUCAGACAAAAUAAGAUGGAUACUAUUAAAUGUAUAUAGAGAGAGAGAUUUAAAAAAAAAAAAGAUUAAAGAUACUUUGACCUUAAUUCAGCAGGAAUCCAAUUAGAAUUGAUCAUCAUAAUAAUGAUCAUUUAAAGAAACUAAUUGAAAAGGUAUGGCAGAUAGGGGGUUAUAUUACAGUUUAUCAUUGCACAUCUAUCAUAAAGUGGUGCUGUACUGUUGCAGGACACUCAGAACUGAAUUACUGCUUGCUGCAUGGUAUCUUUAGCCCCUGUUUGGUGAAGCAGCAGGAAAUAUAUUUAAAUAUUAGUAAAUGUUCUUCAUAUAUUACAAAAAUGUCAUUCUUUUAAUGAGAAAGUAUGAAAAGUGAGUGGUUCAAUCUGUUUUAUUGGGAACAAAAUUUUGUUUUUGUUGAUACGGUUUGAAUGGAAUGGUCCCAUUCUUAAUGCUCUGCAUUGCGUGGUGUCAUAACAAUACAUGGGGUCCAGGAAACUGUAGCACUUGUGUAGAAGUGACGUGUCGAUGGCUUUGUGUUGUGUGUCUUCGUUUCCCUUGUAAAGCUGUAGAUCCCACUGGAGAAUAAAUGAAUAACAGAAUUUUAAUUAUUUGAUGGAAUUGAUCUAAACGAUCUUGUAUUGUUAUGAUAAAUGUGUAAUGCUUAUAAAAGCUCUGUCUGAUACUUUAUAAGAA